Molecule: messenger RNA, 680 nt
Organism: Telopea speciosissima
Lineage: Eukaryota; Viridiplantae; Streptophyta; Magnoliopsida; Proteales; Proteaceae
Exons: 6
Coding region: 14-526 (170 amino acids)
Source: RefSeq, a predicted model, not a curated record
AGAAGUGAGAGAUAUGGAAGGAAAGAAGCAAGUGGGUUCCUCGUCCUCGUUCCCUUCUGAUCUUUUCGGUACCAAAGAAUCAUCGCCACCAUCCAAGGGAGUUUUCGGAUCUGUUUUUCCGCCUGCGUCAAAGAUGGUAGGGAGGGACUCAUCAAACUCUGAACUGUUGGGAUAUUUGAGAAAACAAGAUUCAGGGAAGGAUGUCUUGACCAACAAACAUGGAUCAGGUCCAGAUAGCAGCAAUGGUCAAGGCAGAGAAUUAGGUAAUAAGAGUAGUAGCAUACCCAACACGGACAGCAUGAGUUCCAAUUUUUAUCAAGAUGAGUCAAUGGGUCCAUGCUAUCUCAGCUCCUCCCUUUACUAUGGUGGACAGGACAUCUAUUCCAAUUCCUCCUCUACUACUCGGCCAUCAUCUGGAUCUACUACCCCUGUUCACAAGCAAGAUGGGCCAGGAGAUGAUCCAAAUGAAAACAAUUUAGACAGUGCUUCAAGAGGCAAUUGGUGGCAAGGUUCACUCUAUUACUAAAACCUUAAUCAAGACAUGUUCAUGUUAUUUAUCUAUGUUCUUAAGGAGUUAUAUGACGUCCAGGCAGUGACUUUUGUCGGCCAUGUGGGAUGUGAAAGAUAGAACAAAACCUCAUCUAUGUUGAUCUUGUUUUAUAGGAGGGCUUUGCUGUAAA